Molecule: messenger RNA, 5769 nt
Organism: Vigna angularis (adzuki bean)
Lineage: Eukaryota; Viridiplantae; Streptophyta; Magnoliopsida; Fabales; Fabaceae
Product: sister chromatid cohesion protein PDS5 homolog A
Exons: 29
Coding region: 1440-5540 (1366 amino acids)
Biological process (GO): DNA repair; mitotic sister chromatid cohesion
Cellular component (GO): chromatin; nucleus
Source: RefSeq, a predicted model, not a curated record
UGAUAGAAUCUGGUUCAAAGAAUUGGGAUUAACAAGAGACAAUAAGAUUUUUAUUCAACAGACUCCUUCUUCAACGGAAAUCCAAAGUACAAAUUAAACUUUUGGCUGAAAAUUAUGAGGAUCUUAGAGCCUAGUUUCUCCCCCCAACACGAUAACCAACUAGCUGCCUUCCUCUUCUUUGCUGUCUCUCUAUAACAGCCUAAUUAAUUAACUUAUUACCAUAGCAGAAUGACCAUCAUUAUGAAAUUUAUAGAUGUAAAUUAGAUCAUUAAUAAUAAUGUUCAAAUAAAAAAUUAUCUAAAAAUAAAGUCAUUCAUCAUUGAUAAGUAAAACUCCUAGUUUUAGACCUAUCAUAGAAAUAGAAAUAAGUAACCAGAGUCAAUUAAUAUAAAAGAAUAAAAAUAACAUAGUAAAAAACUCCUUUCUCAUGUGAGUAGAACGGAGCCAAGGACAUAAACAGAAUAGUGAGCUGGAGUACUUUAGUUGUGAGUUGGUUGGAAAUGCACCCACUGUAAAGAGAGGAGAGAUAUGUGUGAGAAGUGUGUGAUUUAGCUUCUUUGGAAGGGUUGCACACUGUCUAAUGAUAAAAGGGAGAUCAAUUUUGACAUUAUCCGUAAAAGUUUGAUAGACAGCCUGCGAUCAAGGGCAAAGGGUUUUUUUGCCCCCAUGUCACGAGUAAUGGUGUGACAGCUGUCGAGGCAAUGUUGUCAAAAUUGAUGUCCUACCUAAGAUCAAGAGGGAGUUGGAAAAUUGGAGGUAGGAAUGGUAUUUCCAACAUGGAUUUGUUAUCAUUGGAAAUACAAAAUUAUACUUGAAGAUACAUUACAUAUAUACAUAAAACAACACACAACAUUAAUAACUUAUGAAUCACAAAAUUUAGCUACACUUAAAUUGAAAUUUAGUACACCAAUAAAUCAUAAGUACAUAAAACAGAGAACAGAGUGAUAGAGAUGUAAUAACCUCUAUAGUUGAAAUAAAAACAUGAGGAAGAGAUGCAAUCGGCUGAAAUCAGAACCAAGGAAGAGAUCAGAAUUCAGUUACAGAAGGCCAAAAUCAGUAAACAAGGCAUAGAUGCGGAUGGCCAGGGACCAGAAUGCAGUCACAGAUUGCUGAACUCAGCUCACAAGGCAGAGGUGCAGAUGGCCAAAGUCAGAAUUCAGAAUGUGCAAAGAGAAGCCAGAGAGAGAUCACCAAUGUCAGUAUUUGCAAAAAGAAGGCAGAGAGUAGUAAUAAGGAACAGGGACAGGAGGGGGUGGGAGCAGAUGGCCAGAGACUAGAACGCAGUUUCAGAUUGCUGAAAUAAGCCCACAAGGCCGAUGGAAGACAUAAUUCUGAAUGAGCAAAGAGAUGGUGAAGAGUAGAGAGAUUCCCAAAGUCAGACUUUGCAAACACAAGGCAGACAGUAGAGUUCUGACCAGCUGGAAACCCGUUUGAAAGCUAUGAACUUGGUUGGCGAUAUAAUUUCUGUUCCUGGAUCUUCCAUUUCUGAAGCAUUUCAGCCCAUAUUUUCAGAAUUUUUGAAGAGGUUGACUGAUAGAGUUGUUGAUGUCCGCAUGUCUGUCCUUGAGCAUGUAAAGAAAUGUCUGGUGUUGAAUCCUUUCAGAGCUGAAGCUCCUCAAAUAAUAUCUGCCCUUUGUGAACGGCUGCUGGACUUUGAUGAAAAUGUUCGAAAACAAGUUGUGGCUGUUAUCUGCGAUGUGGCAUGUCAUGCCCUAAAUGCUGUUCCACUUGAAACUGUGAAACUUGUUUCAGAACGGCUCCGUGAUAAAUCUCUACUUGUUAAAAAGUAUACAAUGGAAAGAUUGGCUGAAGUGUAUAGAGUUCUUUGUGAAAAGAGCAGUGAUACUGUCAUUCCUAAUGAAUACAACUGGAUUCCUGGGAAGAUUCUUAGAUGUUUCUAUGACAAAGAUUUCAGAUCUGAUAUAAUUGAAUCUGUUCUGUGUGGAUCACUGUUUCCUGUAGAAUUUUCAGUCAGUGUUAUUGCUAAACAUUGGAUUGGAGUUUUCUCUGGAUUUGAUAGAGUGGAGGUAAAAGCUCUUGAAAAAAUACUGGAGCAGAAACAAAGGUUACAGCAAGAGAUGCAGAAGUAUCUGUCUUUGAGGCAGAUGAGUCAGGAUAAAGAUAUUCCCGAGCUGCAAAAGAAGAUUCUUUUCUGUUUCAGAGUAAUGUCCCGUUCGUUUGCUGACCCUGUAAAAGCUGAAGAGAGUUUCCUGAUUCUGGAUCAAUUAAAAGAUGCUAAUAUCUGGAAGAUUUUGACAAAUCUCGUUGAUCCAAAUACUAGCCUCCAUCAAGCUCGUGCCUACCGGGAUGAUUUACUUAAAAUACUUGGAGAAAAACAUCGUCUCUAUGAGUUUUUUAAUACCUUCUCUGUGAAAUGCUCUUAUUUGCUUUUUAACAAGGAGCAUGUAAAAACAAUUCUCCUAGAAACAACAGCUCAAAAAUCUGCACAAAAUGCUCAGCAUACACAAUCUUGUAUGAAUAUAUUGGUGAUAAUUGCUCGCUUCAGUCCAUUGCUCCUUCGUGGAAGUGAGGAGGAGCUGGUGAAUUUACUGAAAGAUAAUGAUGAUACAAUCAAGGAAGGUGUUCUAAAUGUUGUAGCUAAGGCUGGUGGUACUAUUCGUGAACAACUUGCAGUCACAUCAACUUCUGUAGACCUUAUAUUGGAGAGACUAUGUUUAGAAGGCAGUCGGAGGCAGGCAAAGUAUGCUGUCCAUGCACUGGCUGCAAUUACAAAGGAUGAUGGCCUCAAGUCUCUCUCUGUUCUAUACAAGAAACUUGUAGAUAUGCUGGAAGAUAAAACACAUCUGCCUGCAAUACUUCAGUCUCUGGGGUGUAUUGCGCAGACAGCAAUGCCUGUCUAUGUAACCAGAGAGAAGGAAAUUGAAGAAUUUAUAAUAAACAAGAUUCUGAAAAGUGACAGUCAAGAAGAUAACCGGAAAACAUCUUGGGAUGGUGAAAGCGAUCUUUGUAAGCUGAAGAUAUAUGGCAUUAAAACAUUUGUAAAGAGCUACUUGCCAGUCAAAGAUGCUCAUGUUCGUCCAGAUAUUGACAGGAUUCUGGAUAUACUCAGGAAUAUUUUACUAUAUGGGGAAGUAUCAAAGGAUCUAAAAUCAAGUUCAGUUGAUAAGGCCCAUUUGAAGCUAGCUUCUGCUAAAGCUGUUCUUCGGUUGUCAAGACUUUGGGAUCACAAGAUACCUGUUGAUCUUUUCCACUUAACUUUAAGGGUGUCCGAGGUUAGUUUCCCUCAAGCUAGGAAGAUUGUAUUGAGUAAAAUUCACCAAUAUAUCAAAGACCGCCUUUUGGAUGCCAAAUAUGCAUGUGCUUUCUUAUUGAACAUAUUUGGAUCCAAACCAAACAACUUUGCAGAGGAUAAACAGAACCUGGCCGACAUUAUUCAAAUGCACCACCCGUUGAAGGCAAGACAACUUUCUUCACAAUCAGAUGCAAAUUCCUUGGCCACUUACCCUGAGUACAUUCUUCCAUACCUAGUUCAUACACUUGCUCACAAUUCAUGUCCCGAUGUUGAUGAGUGCAAGGAGUUUGGAGCAUAUGAUGAUAUAUACCGGCAGUUUCACUUAAUACUUUCAAUGCUACUGCAAAGAGAUGAAGAUGUCAAGUCAGAAGUAACUACUGACAAAGAGAAGGAAAUUGUAUCUACUAUCACUUGUAUCUUUCUGAGUAUCAAGCAUUCUGAAGAUUUAGUUGACACAUCAAAGUCAAAGAAUUCUCAUGCAUUAUGUGACCUUGGUUUAGCAAUAACCAAACGCUUAGUGCAGAAGGAUGUUCAUUUGCUAGGAUUGUCACAUUUGGUUUCUCUACCUCCAAUGCUAUACAAAGCAUCCGAGAAGGAAGGAGAUGACACUGGGGUAACUGAAGUUAAAAGCUGGUUGGCUGAUGAAAAUGCGUUGGCUCACUUUGAAUCUCUUGAACUCGAUAUGGUUCAUUCCCAAUCAGCAGAGAAUGAAGCUUCGAAGGAUGAUGAAAAGGACGGAAAUGAGAUACCUCUGCGAAAGAUGUUAAAGCACAUAAAAUCCCAGGGGUCCAGGGGCAAAAAGGUGAAAAGGAAGAAGUCUCCUUCAGCUGAAACGAAAAAGGAAGAAAAUGAUUUUGACACUGUAAAUACGGCUAGACAAAUUAAUGGGGAUACCUCUUCUAAUGUGGAAGCAAGUAAUGGCCACGGACAUUCUUUGAGUAAGAAGGCCCUGAAGGAUCUAGGUUCUACAGCAGGUAAAAAAAGAAAAGCUAGAGAAACAACACCUAUUCCAGUGCCUAAACGUAGACGGGCUUCAUCUACUCCUGGAAAAUUGACUUUAUCAACUAGUAUAUCAAAGACAUCUCGAAGAGUUUCAGAAGAAGAAUCCCCUCAACCCAAACUUUUACUGGAUGAAGAAGUUAGCCCUGAUGCAGAUGGCAAAGCCAUCCAGAAAAAAAUGGUCAAAGGCAGUGAAAAAGAUUUGUUAUUAUCCUCAUUAAAACAAAAGGUUAAAGGUUCUGAUGGUUAUCAUAAUGAUGAGUUGAACAAACCUGAUGAGCAUGACAUGAUGAGUCUUGAUCGUGUACAACUAAGUGAUAAGACUGUUAGUAACAUUAACAAGUCUUCCAUGGGGUCCACUAAAAAAGGGAAAAGAAAAAGUAUUUCAGGAAUGGCUAAGUGCACAACAAAGGGAGGUGAAAUUGAUAUCGAAGAUCUAAACGGUUGCAGAAUUAAAGUUUGGUGGCCUAUGGAUAAGAAAUUUUAUGGAGGCACCAUUAAGUCCUAUGAUCCUUUGAAAAGGAAGCAUGUGAUAUUAUAUGAAGAUGGAGAUGUAGAAAUACUCCGAUUGGAAAAGGAGCGCUGGGAGCUUAUUGACAAGGGCCGCAAAACUACUAAGAAGAUAAAGCUCUCUUCACUUGAAGCUUCUGGGCAAAAGCACAAAAGUUCAAGUGGCUCAUCACGUAAAAAAGCAAAAAAAAUAACCAACGGUAAUCAAUCUUCCAGCAAACCUGUAAACCGUGCAUCAAAAAGUAAUUUGCAUCAUGAGGAUGCCAAAGAGACUUCAGAGAUGUCAAGUCCUAAAGAGACCGCAGCCCCUAAAGCCAAUGAAAUGGACUCAGGUGAUUCAGAAGAGGAAUUGACUGGAGGGUUUGAGGAAAUCACGAGAAAGGAGAAGUCUAUCAAAGGUACAAAAUCAGGUUCCAGAGGAAAGAAGCUACUGAAAGAGAAGAAUUUUAAUUAUACCGAAGAAUUGAAUGAAGAGAAGCAGGUCUAUAGUUGGAGGGUUUCUGAAGAUAGAGAGAGUGUCCCACGAGGUAGUUCCGAAGAGAGAGAAUUGGAUAAAUCAAAUGGAGCCUUGAGGGAUGGAGAAGAAGAAUUAGAUUCUGAAGGGCGUGAAGAUGAUAGCGAUGCUGGAAGUAGUCCUCGAGAAAGGGCGAGAUCACAUAAAGAGCCUUCAAAGAGUCCUUAUGAUGGCCAUGACACAAAAGCAGAGAUUUCUGAUGACGUGCCUCUGAGUAAAUGGAAACGUAGGAUGGGUAAGAAAAGCUCGGGGAAAGAACAAUGAGCAGUUUAACUGUUGUGAUUUAUCUGUCAAGAUUGCAGCGGAGUUGAUGCUGUUGUACAAGUACAGGUGUUAGCUUGAGUGAUGAUUGCACUGCCAAAUUGGAGAUCCUUUAGUUAUUAACAUUAAUAAAUAUGCUUAGCAAGUCUUGUAGCCACCCUGUAGAGCAAAAAAUAACAGCAGUCAUCCCCAUGUUUAUAAAGAAAAAAUGGUGACACUUUUGGGUUCUUUA